This is a messenger RNA of Ilex paraguariensis (yerba mate), 564 nucleotides long. NCBI's taxonomy places the organism in Eukaryota, Viridiplantae, Streptophyta, Magnoliopsida, Aquifoliales, Aquifoliaceae. The record is from the annotation of a GenBank genome assembly.
AUGGAGACUGAUCCGACCAACAUAGAUCAGUCCGGUGGCCACAUAGUUUUUUCAGAUGAUCAGAAUAUAGGUCAUAUUAAGGCGUACACAUGCACCUUCUGCAAGAGAGGCUUCUCAAAUGCACAGGCACUAGGGGGCCACAUGAACAUACACAGAAAAGAUAGGGCAAAGCUCAAAGAAUCCUCCAGUGAAAACCUACUUUCUGAGAACAUAACAAAGAAGAAGAACACCUCUGAUAGUCCUCCGGUUUCUGCGGAUGAAAACUCAUUGCAACCUGAAUCUGGUGAGGAUAAAAGUUUCACACCAAGAAGGUCCUUGAAUUCAGACAAGGAAGAUGAUGAUGUCGUUGAUAGGGCAAAACAUGAUACUGGAGCACCGGUGCAACUGCCCUUAUUCGCCGAGACACCAUGGACAACCAAUGAUCCGGAAGCAAGCAGUAGCGUUGGUGGGAAUGUACAGAAGAGCACACAGUUGAGUCAUAGUUCCUCUCCGACAGAAUUGGACCUUGAGCUUCGGUUAGGGCCAGAACCUCGCCACUCACCGGACAUCAACAAAGGACAAUAG